Photinus pyralis (common eastern firefly) is the source of this 5698-nucleotide messenger RNA. RefSeq names its product protein disabled (gene Dab). NCBI's taxonomy places the organism in Eukaryota, Metazoa, Arthropoda, Insecta, Coleoptera, Lampyridae. The transcript has 15 exons. The record is from RefSeq and is a predicted model, not a curated record. The coding region runs from base 477 to 5423 and encodes 1648 amino acids.
UUUAUUUUCAAGGUUAUAAAACCGAAUCGAAUAUGAAGAAAAAAUUAUUCAAUAAAGAACGUUAUUAUCUUAAUAAAAUAAUAACUUAAUUAGAAAUGAGCUCAACGUACGAAAAAUGUCGUCUUCUAAUGUAAUGACCACACGAAUUUAUUUAAAAAUAUUUAGAGGUAAUCAAUACUCAAAUUUGGAGUCUGAGCAUGUGCAACUUACCCCUUCGGUACCUACACCCUCGAAGAGUAGAUCAAUGGAUUCCCUAAUCAAUACAAAGAAUUAAUUCAAAUAACAAAUUUCAACCACAUGGACUAAACAAUUUAUUUCACUGAAUAUGUGAACCUUCUGUUUUAUUUUAAUAGUAAAACGUACAAUGGAGUGUGUCACUGUGUUUUGUGUAAAAUCGUGUGAUUACAAAUUGCCAGAUGGUUAAAACGGUUUUUGCAAUAAAUAUUAGUGGUUUUUGUACAUAAAAUUUGUUAAUAAUGCAAACGUUAAGAAAGAAAACAAGCCCAUUAAAAUAUAAGAAUGAAACGUCUCGCUUUUUGGGAGAAGGGGUGAGCUUUAAAGCGAAACUGAUCGGAAUCUUAGAAGUGUCUGAAGCUCGCGGCGACAGGAUGUGCCAGGAGGCGUUAUCCGAUUUGAAAAUGGCCAUAAGAGCAGCCGGAGAGCAUAAACAACGUAUUACUAUCAAUAUUGCUAUCGAUGGACUGCGCUUACGAGACGAGAAGACUGGCGAUUCCCUUUAUCAUCAUCCUGUGCACAAAAUUUCCUUCAUUGCGCAGGAUAUGACCGACUCUAGAGCGUUCGGUUACAUUUUCGGAUCACCCGAUACUGGCCAUCGAUUUUUCGGAAUUAAAACAGAUAAAGCGGCGAGUCAGGUCGUGAUCGCAAUGCGAGACCUGUUUCAAGUGGUUUUCGCAUUGAAGAAAAAGGAAAUUGAGCUUGCCAAGCAGCAUUUAGAUAAGAAUCGUUACGGAUCAUCAUCGAUUUUCUCAGAUACCACCAUUACUAGUGCUACGAAGAUACAAUUUGGUGGACUUAAUAAGGGCCUCAUACAAGAUACUUCGAACAAGCCAGCAUCAGAUGCAAAAUCAGGGACCACUAGUUCGGAUUCAAAGGUAGACACGCCUGCUGUGGCAGACCUUGUUGAUCUAGAGUUAGAGUUGAGCAGUUUGCAGCAGGGGAUAACGCAAAUGGAGCGUAUCACGCCCUCUGAUCCGUUUGGUGGGAAAGAUGAUCCUUUCGGUGAUAGUUUUACGUCCUACCCGCCUAAGCCGAUAUUACCGCCGCCGCCUUCUACAAGGGAGCGGUCGAGUCGUACCUCAGAGAGUAGUAGUGUGUUCAGUCCAAAAACGCCACGGACUGGUGGCAGUAUAGAAGGCAGUAAUGCGGCAGAUUCGGUGUUUAAUUCCGAACGUAACUUUAAUUUUACUCACGAAUUAAGUAGUUGUCAUGACGAACCGCUAAGCGGAGACUGGUUUACACCCAUUGCUAUUGAUAAAGUAUUUGAUGAACUUUCGUUAGUCCCCGAACCAUCUAAAGAACUGCAACAUGAACUGGCGAAGCAAGAAAUUUUGUCACAGUUUGAUGUGUUUACUGAACUGGACCCUCUAGGUAGGAGCACUGGAAAAAUCAAGCCAUAUAUUGAUAAGAAAGACUUUUUCCAAGAGUUAAAGAAUCCACCCAAAAAAGUGCUCAAUGAUCUGGUUAGUGAGAAACAGCCGCAAGACACGAAAUUAUUUAAUGCCAAUUUUGAACAGUUAUCAACGACGCCAAGGUUAACAACAACAAGCGCUAAUGGUACAUUGACAUCCGAUCCAUUUGCCGAAGAUCCCUUUGACAAAACAGACCCUUUCGCAGACACAGAGUUUUCUAGGCAAGAUCCUUUCGAAAGUGAAAACUUUGGCGCAGUUUUCAAUAAAGAAGUGAAGCCGGUAGACUUCACGGAACAAUUUAAAUUUCCAUCAUACCACAACGAAAGUAUAUCGGUGCUCAAUUCCAAAUUGUCUAAAUCACCAAACAAGGUUGCAGCACUUGAAAAACAGAUGUCGCUAGUUAUCGGUACAAUGCGCGGUGUACAAUUCAACAAACAAAAUACCUUCGACGACAAUCUAUCUGGGAAAAUUUUGCAAAUUCAUGAGAACCGUAGCCUGGAUAUGUCAUCGGAAUCGGAAUGCGCCCCCGAACCUCCUCCGAGACCUGCAGUCAACUUUGUGCAAAUCAAACCGCCACCUUUACCUCCCAAGAAGCAGCCGGGUGAUCUCUGUAUAAAACCUCCACCACGUCCUCCGUAUUCGGAAGAAUCGCAUUAUGACUACAUGGACAAUUACGAAACGGGUAACGGAAGUGUCGAAUCAAAAAAAUUUGAUAAGAGUCCUCCGCUGCCCGCACCCGCGCGGAAGGUAAAAUUAAACACAGAAUUUUCAACUCCUCCUCAAAGGCCGAAGAAGCAGUUUAAUCUUCAGCAAGGCUGGUCAAGUGAAGAGGACUACUUAACUCCCAUAUCAUAUCCAAAUCAGGCUAAGGAGCCUGAAAAUAAUACGGGUCCAAUUUUAUUACCUCCUCCACAAAGAAGUAUCAAAAAAACUCAGGCCGCACAGGAAAAUGUAACCGUAGCGUCGCUUUUAGAAUCAAAACCUAAUAUAGUCGCACCUACCGCCGAUCAGAAUGCCGCCCCGGUAGAAGGUUUAGAUAUAACUCUCAGUCAACUAACUGUCAGCGGUUUAAACGAAGUGGCAGCUAAACUAAAUAUUGCCGCUAGUCAAUUAAGUAAUAUGACACUGGUACAACUGACCGAGUACAUUUCUAAUUUUCUUAAAAAUAAAGCCCAGGAUGCAAAUAAUACGGCGCCGUCGUUUAGCGAUUUUAAAGCCGAUUUCUCUAACUUCAAUAAUUUUAACGAUGAGCCUCACGAUAAGUACGCAGUUUUCCGCGAGUUGUUAGAGGAAGAGAUUAAGCAGACAAAAAUUGAUACCGAACCGGAAGAACAUAUUGAGGAAAGAAAAAAAGAAGAGAAGCUCAGCAAUUUAGAUGUCAAUAUAAUUAACGAAGGGGGAGACUGUAAAACCGAUCGAUAUGCGGCGUUACGAGAAAUUGCAGACACUGAAAUUAAGGAAACUCUCCAGGAGGAGGAAAGCGUUGACGAAAAUACUUUGAACGAAGCCGAAGUCCAAGAUACUAAAGUUGAUGAUGAUACAAAAUUAAAAAAUGAAACGAAUAUCAUUAAUAGUGAGCGAAUUCUUACCGAGCACGAUGAGGUGUCAAAAGAUGCUGUAAUCGAGUAUAAUGUGGAAAGUAAGCAAGAAAGUGCAGUAGGCGUAGCAGCAGUGAAGUCACCUGUUAAGAUCAAGAGCCCCAUUCCUGGGGCGGUUAAUGACUUGAUACAGACAAAUAGGUUAACAUCUGGAUCUCUGUCGGAUGUUGUCAGCGGUAGCUCACCUGAGAUCGACAACACAGGCAGUACAUCAGAAGUUGUCAAGAAUACAACAGAUGCAACUGAAUUACCUUUAGGUGAAAGUUGGGCAAUUUUUGAUCAACCGAACUUAUCCCAACAAGUGAGUAGAGAUAAGCAUAGCGAAGAGGGCGUUUCGCCUUGGUCUAGUGAUUCGAAAGAGUUCGGAAAUGGAUCCCCGCCGGAGUGGAGGCAUCGUACGGAUUCGGGCAGCGGCGCCGAGCGUUGGGCCUGUCAUAGACGGGAACAGGAAGGUUGGUGGGAUACUUCAGCUGAACCUGAAGUUCAGUACAUUCCAACUAAUCGACGUUCGACUGAUAGUUAUGAGGAAGAAGGCGAUUACUAUGAGAGACCUCCAAGACGGCGACGUCAAAUGGCAUGGACUCACACAGGCGAAGGCGGCCAAGCGGCCGGCGGACAUUCCUCCAGUUCUAGGGACGCGAGCCCAUGGGAGGAGGAGCCGAGAAGGCGUGAUCUUCGCGAUCAUAGAGAAACUUGGUCGUCUAGACAUUCGCGACAGCAGCACUCAUUUGAUAGAACGAGAGAUCGAAGGCAUGCCGACAGUUGGGAUGAGGAGGAUGAUUAUGAAUAUGACGAGGAGCACUCUGGUCGAUAUCAUUGGCCCGAACGACAUAGGGAAGUGGAUAAGGAUCGUCAUACAGGAGGAAUGAGAGAGAGGGAUACUGAAAGGUGGUCCGAAGAUUGGAAUGAAACUAGAAGGUACCGUAGAAAAAGGGAGAAUGAUAGGGACCGGUGGUGUUGUCCAGAUUGGGAACAAGACUUAGGAGAUCCCUCUGUGGCACGCUACAGUGGAACUAGGUGGAGAGAUCGUAAGCACGAAGAAAGGUACUAUGCGCGGGAAUCCAAAGAGUCGCCCUGGGAAGAGGAUUACGCAAACGAUCCGGAGGAAUCGCAUUCGCGUUAUCUUAUGGCCAGCAAAAGGAACUGGAAGAGGCCAAGUAGUGCGUCGGAAAUGGACCGGAAGACAGGUGAGACUAAAUCUCGUAUCGGCCCAUACUAUACGGGCACAGGAGGGAGUGAUAGCGAGCGCGAUCGUCGAUACAAGACGGGCAGAAGGUCGAAAAGCCGAGACUCUCAAUUCGCAGAAUCUCAACCUCGGCAUAAAAUUGAUCCCAAUUUGACUCUGAGGGGACCUUAUCGUACAAAACAGUAUUUGCACCAAAAAUCUCCUUUAGAAAUGGAGUUUGCACACGAUUUUCCUCCCAAAAAAUUAGAACCUUCGAAAGGCGACCUGGGCAGUAAACGAUUCGUGAUGGUCGGCAACCGUAAAAAAACCAAAGAGAUUUCUAAGACUGAUCCAUUGCACACCUUUGUGCGAAAGGCUACAUUUGAAAAUAAUUUUACACCUUCAGAGACUGAAAGUCCCGUAUCUGCUAAUAUAAGUCCUAGAUUUACGUUUGAAAACGACUUUGAAACUUCCGAACCUGAAUCUUCAGUGGCUUCGAAACCAUCGAAAAGCUUACGCCAUCAAAACCUUUUCGAAAACACUCAAAGAACCAAACCACGAUUGAGGUACGACACGCGAAAAACAAAAUUUGAGGAGGAUACACGAAUUUCGCCUUCACGAAGUACUCAAAAGUCGCCGUUCGAAGAUGAUUUCUCGCCUCCUGUUGAAAAAUCCGAGGCGCAACUUCACAAAAAUCUAAGUAAAUCGAGUAUUAAAGAAGAAAUUGACGUAAAUGAGGAAGAUGAUUCCUUUUCUACAAAUAAUUUCGAUAAAAAUACCAUUAGAAAGAAAAUCUUGAAUAAAAAUAGACUUUCCAGCAGCUUUCACAUAGACUCAAACCUCAAAAAAUCCGAAUCUGUCAAUAUUUUUGCUAGGGAAAGCGAUCCAUUUGAUGACGAGUUUUUCUGCAGUAGAAAUAUGCACGAAUUGGAGGACGUAGAUAAAUCUCGAAAUCCUGAACAAAAGUGGACUGAGAAAUUUGAAGCGCUCGACUUCGAAGGUCGAAAAUAGGUAAUUUUCCAUUAUAAUGAUAUGCCGCGGGAAAAGUAGGUUUUUACAGCAUUAAGCAAAGCCGUUGUAUAUACACGUUAAUUAUUCCAGUGUUUAUUUCUUUUGUAAGAACCUAUUUUUGACGCAUUUAGGAUCUUUUAAUGUUAUUUAUUACUGAUAGGUAGGAAAACUUAAUACUCGAUUGUAAUUUGUUAUUUAUGUACCUAGUACGUUAUAUAUUUAUAUACAUUUUUUUAUUUUAAAUUACAUCCUAACACACGACCUAUUUUUAAAAU